AUGCUCCACCAAGCUUCCAACGAAUUCACUCGACGGGCUUCUGUAGCAUCGACCGACCCUCCCAAAAUCAGCGCCCAGUAUUUUUACUGCUCAUCUUUACCCAUCGACGACCCUCUUUCGCCCGUGCCUCCUUCCUCCAGUAAUCCAGCCAACAAGUCCUCAAAAGUUCCGCCCAGACCUUUCUCCGUCCACGACAAUAUCGCGUUGGAAGACGCCUGGCUAAGACUCCAGCAGCCUGUUAGCUCCAAGAAGGAUGCACCUGGGUCGAGGUUCAAUACCACAAAUGUAUCUCCCAAGAACCAGGAGCACAUAGCACAAAUAAUAAGAGAUGCGCACGAGAAGCAGGUAGUUGAACCGGGAAAGACAAACAGCCAGGGCUUCGAGGCUCUGGAGGCCAUGCCCGAUAACAGGAAUGACAUGAUUCACAGAGCGAUUGGCAAUGCCACACACCCGGCUGGCCUCGGAAAGGAACAUCGACCGGCAAGCCCAGACUUGACGCUGUGCGAUGAUCCAGAGCACAUCCCGUUCGAUGAGACCAUGCCGGUGAGCUCAGAGGAGAUUGGCAACGACGAAUUUGAGAGCGGUAUCGUAAAAAAGAAAAGAAGCUGGAGUCCUUUCCGCCGAAGGGACAAGUUCGAGAAGCCCAAAGGAACAGACGAUGCAGUACCUUCCGAGACCCUGUCCCCGGGAAUAAAGGACGCUGGCAAUGUAAACCUUAGCUCGAGCCUUUCGGGACGAGAUACAAGUGGCACGCCUUUCCUAAGAAUCCCUUCUCGCAUUCGCGGAUCACGGUCACGUAGACGUUCAGGCUCGCCGGAAUCGCGUCUGUCAGCGCCAGAACCGCCCCCCUCAACGCCAGAACUGGGUCAAGCUGAUGGUGCUCGGUCUCCAGAAAAUUACCAUCCGAAAACGUCAUCUCCCCUGAGACCCACGUUCCAAAAAGCCAGUUCUAGUCACUCAAGUGAUGAUGAAGAAGGCUCGAGGCUAGACACCGGUUCCCGAAAGCAUUCGCUGCGCCCCAAGCAACCUAGGAUCCAAGUUCCUGAAGAAGCUCACGUGGCUGUGGGGAUGCUCCGAUUGCACGUGGUUCAUAUGCCAAGCUUAAAGAUGGGGCCCAUAUAUUGGGAUCCAGUCCACGACGUCUCGUCUGUUAUUCGCGGGACCUGGUUUUUCAAGGACACAAUGAUGCCUAUCGAGUCUGACCUUGCGAAUCGGAUCGAAGAAGGCUAUGAGUAUAUAAGACCGUGGACCCGGGCAUACGUUGAAGAGUUGGACAGCUGUAUGGAGUUUGGUCCUGAGGCCGAACUCAAAAUCAUCCUCAAAUUAUGGCCAGAUGCUCCACUGGCCGAUCAGGUUCGACCAACUACGGGCAAAAGCAGUCGCUUGCUAAUCGAACCCGCAACAACGGAACUCGGGCCUGAAGAGCAGAAGCUGCAGCAAGCCAUAGUAAUUGCUGAGAUGUCUGAGAACAAGGCCACUGGCGUUCUUGACGGCUUCACUUCCUCUCACACGGAACUAGCGGACGCUAGUAUCAUCUACGCCAAUGGCAAAGACGCCCAAAUUUUGAGGACAAGCCAAAUCCCUUCCGUUUCCCGUGGACGGAAACCACUGGGAAAUAUUCGCAAGGGCAAAGCUGUAGGGAUACCUGUAGUUCGCGGGUUUGAUAUGAAGGCCUGGGAAAAGCUGCAUCCACCAACCAAGAAAGCUGCAGCUAUCGUCCAAGCUCAGAAAGUGGCCCAAGAAAUCAAGAAAGCUGGCACAAUAUCUCCCGUGGAACCGACGUCAUGUAUUGCUUGCGCGUCUGCAGACGAAAGGCCGAAGCCCACUGAUUUGGUACUGGUCAUUCAUGGGAUUGGACAAAAGCUUUCCGAGCGCGUUGAAAGCUUUCAUUUCACACACAACAUCAAUCGCUUUCGCAGGCAGAUGAAUCUGGAACUCGAAGCUGAUCCGGUCAAACCCUGGUUGCGUCAAGACUUGGGAAGUAUCAUGGUUUUGCCUAUUAACUGGCGUUCCAAGAUGAACCUGGACGAAGGAGGUCCGGAACCUAAUCCCAAUCAGAAGGAGGCCGACUCUCCUAAAAAUCAGUUUGCUCUGAGGGAUAUCACUGCAGAUUCUCUACCGGCGGUCCGAAACUUGAUCAGCGAUGUCAUGCUCGACAUUCCGUACUAUCUCUCGCACCACAAGCCCAAGAUGAUUGAGGCUGUCAUCCAUGAGGCCAACCGUGUUUAUCGAUUAUGGUGUAGCAACAACCCAGAUUUUCACGAGAAUGGGAGAGUCCAUCUCAUUGCCCAUUCUUUGGGCAGUGUGAUGUGUCUCGAUAUUCUGAGCAAACAGCCGACCAGAUUGCCCAGACAGCUCGAUCUUAAGGCCAGUAAGGCUCGUACCGACAUCUUCGAGUUUGACACCAAGGGUCUUUUCUUCUGUGGCAGCCCAGCUGGAUUUUUCUUACUCCUUAAUAAGGCACCUCUAAUACCUCGCAAAGGUCGAGACAAGCCAGGUACAGAAGGCGAAGACAGCAAUGGCAAUGUUGCUGGUGAAGCCAGUACUUAUGGUUGUCUCGCAGUGGAUAACCUCUACAACGUCAUGCACUACCUCGAUCCAGUCGCCUAUCGGCUCAACGCAUGUGUCGAUGUUGAUUACGCAGCGGCGCUAAAACCUGCUUCCGUUCCCAGUGCUACGGAAACCUGGGGUCAGUACCUGGGCUCAGUCUUCCGCAGCAAAUCGAGUGUACCCACAAGGAACAUGACCGGCUUGGACACAAUGCCGAGGCGUCCCACUGUCGCGAAUAUGCCUUCGACUGUGGAGUUGGAAAUACAUAAUUUCACGCAGGAAGAGAUCGCGGAGAAGCGGAUGUUCCUCUUGAACGAUAACGGGCAGAUAGAUUACACUUUGCGUUCUAGUGGGGGCGCUCUGGAGAUCCAAUACCUCAACAUGCUUAGUGCGCAUAGUAGCUACUGGACUAUGCGGGACUUUGUGAGGUUUCUUGUGGUGGAGAUUGGGAGGAAGCCUGGGAAGUCGGAGACGAUCAACUCAUUGAAGGCGGCGAAGAAAGCCUUUGGGACGAAGUAA
This is a messenger RNA of Letharia lupina, 3069 nucleotides long. RefSeq lists its product as uncharacterized. The record is from RefSeq and is a predicted model, not a curated record. Gene Ontology annotation, cellular component: cytoplasm. Lineage: Eukaryota; Fungi; Ascomycota; Lecanoromycetes; Lecanorales; Parmeliaceae. Gene Ontology annotation, molecular function: glycerophospholipase activity; metal ion binding. The transcript has 4 exons. The coding region runs from base 1 to 3069 and encodes 1022 amino acids.